Molecule: messenger RNA, 3774 nt
Organism: Xenopus laevis (African clawed frog)
Lineage: Eukaryota; Metazoa; Chordata; Amphibia; Anura; Pipidae
Gene: pcif1.L
Product: phosphorylated CTD interacting factor 1 L homeolog
Exons: 17
Coding region: 264-2336 (690 amino acids)
Cellular component (GO): nucleus
Molecular function (GO): mRNA (2'-O-methyladenosine-N6-)-methyltransferase activity; RNA polymerase II C-terminal domain binding
Source: RefSeq, a predicted model, not a curated record
UAUACUUUCUUGUCGUGACGUCACAGUUCGCGAGAUGAGACUGGUGACGUCUGGAUUAGAUGGCCUGCUGGAGCCGAGGAGCUGGACAUGUAAACAGCCUUGCGGGAUAUUUAAUCAGCGAUUCGGAGGCGGCGGGAGCCGUUCAGUGAAAAGCGGGACUGUCCCGCGCAAAGCGGGGACCGUUGGGCGCUAUUAAAAUGACAAGAAUCCACAUUGGAGAAGAGCUUACAGUUUAAAAUCUUCAUUGUACUGUGUCAGCUGAGAUGGCUCUUGACAAUCAUGGAAGUCCCCAAGCGGAUGCUGCAUUGAUAAGCUUAUCACCAAGCACAUCUGAUUCACCUUGCCCACCCCGUGCUCCUACUGAUCUCCCAGAUGAGCUUGUGCAAGCUGGAUGGGAGAAAUGCUGGAGCAAAAGAGAGAGCCGUCUUUAUUAUUUCAACCGAUUCACUAAUCAGUCUCUGUGGGAGAUGCCUGUCCUUGGCCAGCAUGAUGUCAUUUCUGAUCCACUGGGUCUCAAUGCAGCCCCAGAUCCAGUGGAGGGGGCGAUGCCAGAGACACCAAAAGAUACCAGACCCCCAAAAAGGAGGAUAUCUGAGGAUCUGUCAACAGGAGAGCCUGUUAAGAAGCUGAAGACAGAACCAACUCCCGUUACACCUGGAGCAGUACCCAGUUCUCCCAUCUUCCCAGGAGUAUCCAUGGAUGAAAAGCAACUCUCUGCUCUUCUGAAAACUACAGAUGUUUACUGGGAUUUGGACAUUCAAAGCAACGUAGUAGUGAAGCCAGUUCCACCAUCACACCUUCUGCCACCGCCUUCUCAGUGCUUGCCCCCACAUCCUGAAGUGGAGCUUUUGCGGUCGCAACUUGUUCUCAAACUGAGACAGCACUACCGUGAGCUAUGCCAACAGAGAGAAGGUAUUGACCCUCCCCGGGAAUCCUUUAAUCGUUGGAUGCUCGAGAGAAAAGUUCUGGAUCGGGGUCCAGAUCCCUUGCUGCCAAGUGACUGCGACCCUGCUGUGUCACCAUCUAUGUUCCGAGAAAUUAUGAAUGAUGUUCCCAUAAGGCUGUCUCGCAUCAAGCAUCGGGAGGAAGCCAAACGGCUGCUGUUUAAGUAUGCAGAGGCUGCCAAACGUCUCAUCGAGUCAAGGAGGGCCUCCUCUGACAGUAGGAAGAUGGUGAAGUGGAAUGUAGAGGACACGUUUAGCUGGCUUCGAAGAGACCACUUAGCUACUAAGGAAGACUACAUGGAUCGCCUGGAACACCUCCGCAAACAGUGUGGCCCCCAUAUGACGGCUGUGGCUAGAGAUUCAGUGGAGGGAAUAUGCAGUAAAAUUUACCAUAUUUCCCGCGAGUAUGUCAAGAGGAUCAGAGAGAAGCACCUGGCACUGCUACGAGAUGCCAGCAUCCCAGUUGAAGUUCCAGCAGUAUCACCCCAAGACAGGCGAGUCUUCUGUCACCCAAUUCGGCUGUCGGUGUCUGCAUUGCCAACUCAGCCAGGAGUGGAUGUACAACAAGAAGGCAGCUUAGUUUGUGUGCGCUACAAAGGGGAAUCUGUGCGAAUCAAUCAGAGCUACUUCAGUAAACUGUACCAGCUUUAUCGUCUCAGCUGUAUAGAUGAUUCUGGAACAGAAAGAUUCCUGUCUCGAAUCUGGUGUCUAAUGCGAAGGUAUCAGGUUAUGUUUGGCACAGCACAGUACGAAGGGUCCGGCUUACAGGGGGCAUUGCCAGUUCACGUGUUUCAGACUUUGCACAAGGUUUUUGGAGUAACUUUGGAGUGUUUUGCCUCACCCUUAAACUGUUACUUCAAACAGUACUGCUCUGCCUUUCCAGACACAGAUGGAUAUUUUGGGUCCAGGGGGCCUUGCUUGAGUUUCUUCCCUGUCAGUGGUUCCUUUGAGGCCAACCCUCCAUUCAGCGAGGAACUGAUGGAUGCUAUGGUCACACAUUUUGAGAAUCUUCUGGACAACUCAGAUCAGCCCCUGUCCUUCAUCAUCUUCAUUCCAGAGUGGAGAGAUCCCCCAACACCAGCCCUCACCCGCAUGGAGAGCAGCCGCUUCAAGCGACACCAGCUGAUUCUUACAGCUUUUCAACAUGAAUACCGUAGUGGAUCCCAGCACAUGUGCAAAAGGGAGGAGCUGUACUAUAAGGCUGUCCAUAACACAGCAGUGAUCUUCCUUCAGAAUGAACCAGGCUUCCUGAAAUGGACACCUACAGCAGAGCGGCUUCAGGAGCUCACUGCAUCUUACAAGCACUCUGGGCGAGUAACCAACUCCGCUGUGGCGUUGGAAAAAGAGCCGACACGAGAAGAGGGCACAAGCAAGGACAGCACUGCAAACUGAUAGCACAGUCCACUAUAAUAAGCAGAAUAUAGUGUACCCACGUAACAGGCUGCACCUGCCCUUCCCACAGAUCUAAAAAUGGAUCCUCUCCUGCCUAUUUGCAUAACAAGAGCAACUGACCGCACACCAAGCCAGGAACACCUUUUCUCUUAUAGAGUUGAAUGUGACCUUUCCUUCAUCGAGGUCUCCCAUACUAAGACACUAACUUUUGUUCCUUUGGAGUUCAGUUGAAGCCUUGCAGAAUUGUGUGUUGCACAGGGAGCAUGUUGCAUCAAUUUCUAGAGCAGGGUGUGAUUGUACAUUCAUUUUAUGGGGCAAUGUAUGAGCAGUACAUUGUUUCCAUUGGACAAGGUGUGCAUUGGUCAAUAUGGCAUAGUGUGACAUGACAUCAAUAUCCUUAGGGCAGGUUGUGAGCGUUUAUCAACUCAUUAAAGGAGAAGGAAACCCUGUAGAAAAAAACCCUGUACCCACCCCCACCUCAUGUAGACCUCCCUCCCUCUACCCCCUAGGCUAACUGCCCCCUGGGGAAAUGCCCCAUACUUUAUACUUACCCCUCGUCGCAGAUUCUGGCAGCUGACAUUGCGGCAUCCAUCUUCCAGGUCUGGGAGAUCGGCAAUCUUCACCAAUAUCAAAUUGCUGCAACUGUGCAUGCACUGACCUACCGGUCUUCCAGUCCGAGGACCCGGAAGAUGGAUGCUGUUUAGUCUGCUGCCAGAAUCUGCGACGAGGGGUAAGUAUAAAGUAUGGGGCAUUUUCCCUGGGGGGGGGGCAGUUAGCCUGGAGGCAGUAGGGUCGGGGGUACGGAUUUUUUGCUACAGGGUUUCCUUCUCCUUUAAGACUAAGUGGAAGAGUGCAUCAGUUCCUUAGCAGAGGGCUAAUAUGUUGUAUGUUCAUACAUUUCUUGGGGCAGAUUAUUAGCUUGUAUUAUAAAUUAUACAUAGUGCAGGUCUGCCUUCAGCCUAUAGGGCAUACAUGCUUACACAUGGUGCUUACACAUGGUUCCCUCAUUAACAGCACAAAAUAAAGAUAGGGAAACUGUGGGAAGACACUAGGACUCGGCAUGGUUCUCUAAGCAGCCAUGUAUCAAGUAGAGCACUCCCAUUCAGUUGUCGGGUGAAGCAACGAUACAUUUCAGCAACUUCAUUGGUGGAAACUUGCAGCUGCAAUAGAGGCAAGUCCUCCUGUCAUGAAGAAGGGACUUGUAUUCAUGUGUAAAUAGAUAUUUGUGUAUUUGCUCUCUGCAUUUUAUUGUUGGUGUUGUGUUCUUCAUGGGGGGGAGCGGUAGGGAUCUGCAUGUUUUUCUCCCCUGCGCGAGUGUUUUCCUUUGUAUUGUGAUUCAUCCCCCAUUGUUUUAUCUGCUAAAUAUUAAGUGUAAUUAAUUUAAUGUCUAACCAUUUUAUUACUUUUAUCAAACAGUAAAAGUCUAUUUUUGAUUUUA